This is a messenger RNA of Aspergillus aculeatinus CBS 121060, 1211 nucleotides long. RefSeq names its product ATP-dependent Clp protease proteolytic subunit. The record is from RefSeq and is a predicted model, not a curated record. NCBI's taxonomy places the organism in Eukaryota, Fungi, Ascomycota, Eurotiomycetes, Eurotiales, Aspergillaceae. Gene Ontology annotation, cellular component: endopeptidase Clp complex. The transcript has 4 exons. The coding region runs from base 90 to 908 and encodes 272 amino acids. Gene Ontology annotation, molecular function: serine-type endopeptidase activity; ATP-dependent peptidase activity; ATPase binding. Gene Ontology annotation, biological process: protein quality control for misfolded or incompletely synthesized proteins.
CACUCCUCCGACCAUCACCCCUCCGACCAUCGCCUCCAUCUUGCCAUUACCUGCCUACCCGCUCUGGAUUUGCAAGCAACGCCUUCACAAUGAAUCCAGCUCGUCCCCUGCAGCGAGCGAGUCGCAUAUUGAGCCGCCCGUCGGCCAUCCCGGCCCUGUCGCGGAGCUUCACCAGCUCCAUCCCGUCGCGAUCACCACUACCAGCUUCAUCGACGGCCCGACCUGCGCGAGGAUGGACGCCCACGCCGUUCGUCACAGAGACGGUGGGCGGAGGCUGGCACACAUACGACAUCUUCUCGCGCCUCCUCAAAGAGCGCAUCAUCUGCCUGAACGGCGAAGUCGACGAAACCAUGUCCGCCUCCAUCGUCGCCCAACUUCUGUUUCUGGAAGCCGAUAACCCCCAAAAGCCCAUCCACCUGUACAUCAACUCCCCCGGGGGGUCGGUCACGGCCGGCCUGGCGAUCUACGACACAAUGACCUACAUCGCCAGCCCGGUCUCCACGAUCUGCGUGGGCCAAGCGGCGUCCAUGGGCUCGCUGCUCCUGUGCGGCGGCCACCCGGGCAAACGGUACUGCCUGCCGCACUCGUCGAUCAUGAUCCACCAACCGUCCGGCGGGUACUUCGGGCAGGCCAGCGACAUCGCGAUCCACGCCAAGGAGAUCCUGCGCGUGCGCAGCCAGCUCAACAAGAUCUACCAGCGGCAUCUGACGGGCAAGAAGGUGCUGUCGCUGGAUGAGAUUGAGAAGCUGAUGGAGCGGGAUUACUUCAUGGGGGCGAAGGAGGCGCUGGAGAUGGGGAUUGUGGAUGAGAUUUUGGAUCGGAGGCCCGGUGGUGGGCCCAAGGAAAGUGGUGGUGGAGGAGGAGGAGAGGCGAAGGGGGAUGGGAACGGGAAUGGUGGGGAGGAGUAGGUACUAGGUGAUUAGGCCGGGUUAGGGUUUGGGUUGGUUAUAGCUGGUUUUCUUCCUGAUGAGUGGAAGGAGAAGCGGGAGGGGGGUUGAGGUUGAUGUUUAUACAUACCCUGGGUUAAUUGUCUUUUUCUACUUUGUGUUUUUGUGGUUGUACCUUCUAUGUGAUGCUGACGAUCAUAUACUGAUGAUGACGAAGAGCUGGGAGAUAGAAACUCCACCACAUUCCACUCCACUCCGCCCAGCCUUUCCUGCUUGACUGCCGUGUCAGAUAUUAGACAAUAACUUACUCAUGAUGCACUACCC